UGUCAGGAGGUGGAGAAGGGACGUGUAGCUAGCUGACCAGCUGCCCGCGCCAUCCGCCAACAUGACGCGCCUCUCACUGGAGCGGCUGUCGAGGCUCGACGACUUCGGAGCCGCUGAGGAGCUCCGUGGCCUCCUGACGCCAGACGGUUCGGGCGGACGCUGGCGCGACGUGCGUGUGAGUCCGGACGGGCAGCACGUUCACGUCAUCCUGCACGAGCCCAGCGCUGCACUCGCCACUUUUGACCGGGUCGGAGCGCAGGCAGUGCGACGCGAGAUGCGCGCGGCCCCCGCGGUGAGCGGAGCGGCGCCCCUAGCCGACCUCCUAUACUUGGAGUCCGGCGGAGGCAGCGGAGCGCUGCUUGCCGUGGUGUUCCGCAACGGGGGGGCCCAGUUCUGGAGGUACUGGGAGCAGCAGGCGCGAUGGCAUUUACUGCACACGGGCGAGCUGUGCAACAGCCCCAGCGCAAAGGUGGUGUCCGUGUGCGCCAGCGCCCGCACCCUUGUAUGGUGUGAGGAGAGGCCUCCGUCGGAGGGCUCGUCCUUGUCCAGCUCCACGUCCGGCAUCAGCCAAUCCCAGCUGAGACACUGCGUCUGCAGCCGGCCAUACGAAGUGCGGGAGAAUGGCGUGUCUCUAGGUGGAGUCCACAUGGCCCUGCACAACAACCCUCCGUACACGGUGUGUGCGUCAGGUGACAGCCUGUACCUGGUCCCAGACGCAAGGGACGGAGCCCCCUCCAGUACAUCCAAGCUUCUGCUCACCUGGUCCCCGCAGCGAGAUGCCCUUGCAGUCAACACGGGCUGCGGUGGAGCUCUGCUCAGACACGACUUGACUAGAAGCAGGGAAUCUGACUUCCGGAAGCUGAUCUCCAGCUGCGUGGGUAUGUUGCUCACCAUGCAACCUCCAGAGAUACUAGCCUUCUGCCCUGCACCCUCUGGGGGGUUGCUGCUUCUCCUCGAAUCAGGGUGGCUGUCCUGGCUGUGUGUUGAGGGAACUAUGCGGCACAUCUAUAAACUGGCGGACAAUUGCUUGGCCGACCGUGGGGCUUCCCUCAGUUUGAACAUUUUUGGCAAUGUUGUGGCUCUUGCUGUGGACAGGACCCUUUUUCUCAUCGACACGACAUGCGGUUUGGAACUCGAGAAGAUCACCCUUGACAGUGAGGGUGUGCUCUUUGUGAAUUGCCAAGACCCUGAAGUCCCUCAUCUGUUGUGUGAGCAAGGAGUGUUUCUGGUGAAGCCGCGACAACCUAAGCCAGAAUGUAAGGUGCGUAGCCAUCCUGAGAGCCUGCGGCCAGGCUCAAUCCUCAUGGAGGCAGUCUUCGAAGAGGCGUGCCGGUACUACCAGCAGAGGAGUCUGAGCAGUACUCAGCUAACUGUGGAAAAACUCAAGAGUGGGGGCAUGUUCCAGGCACCCAUCACCUUGUCUUCCAUUCUCAGGGACUACCUGAAUGGUCAGAAGGGUAAAGAUAUUGUGCAAAGCAAUGUCUGCCAUGGCAAACUGCUAACCGCCCUGGAAGCAGACCUGAAGAUCCUGCUAGCACUGGAGGACACCAAGCUGUUAAUGCUCAGAGCCUCAGAAAAGGAGUUGGCUGGCUACUGUGAAUCCUUGAUCCAUGAAGAGGUGCGUAGGUUGUUGUGCUCAGAGAUGGAAAGGGACAAUGUUCUAUACCUGAAUUUAAUUUUCAGUACCUUCCCAUCUGAGUCAUGGCAGGCAGUGCAGAAGGUAUUACAGCUCCGGUGUAACGGUGAGGGCUCCAUCUCCACCGAGGCUUCCCCUGAGGUCUGGAAGACUGUCCUGAAUCCUGUCCAAGCAGUAGCCCACUCCCCACUGAGCAGUGGGCAACAUCCACAGGCCACAGCACCAGCCAAUGUGGCUGUGCCUGUGUUUGAGCUUAUUUGCAGCUCUGUGUUCAGGUUCCAGCCAUGCUGGCUGCCCCAGUUUCUGGAGUUGGCACAGCAGCAAGCGGGCCGGAGCUAUGGUAUGCCGGAGAGCCCGGAAAGCUUGCCACUGUAUCGCCGCGCUUUAGCAGCUCUUCCCAAAGGGGAGGAGCACCAAGACUUGGAGGUAGAAUUGCUUCUGUGCAGCCAGAGGCCUCAUGCUGUCAUGCAGGCCCUACGGAUCCUUAUGGGGCGACAGGAGUGGCAGCAGGUCAUCCAGGUGGCUGAGAGGUUCUGCCAACAGAGCCCCCUGCUCAACAAAGAGAUUUUCACCACCCUGUUGUGUGAGGUAUCCCAGCACCGGGAGUUGGACCCAUAUUUAGACCUGCUCUGGGCCUUAUGUCCAGAAGACCUGUCAGUGACCAGCAUCUUGAACAUUGUUUUGAAGAACCUGCCCCCCACGUGCCCCAGUUCAAGGCCAUUUGAAACCAGCAGUGCCCAGCUUACAGUCGGGUUGCUUCGGCCGCUUCUCAGCAGGGUUCUCCUGAGGGAGACCAAGCCCAGCCACACGUACACAGAUAUCCUCCACUCUCCAACCUUUCCUCCCCUGACUCCCCCCCGGCAGCCAAAAGGACUUCCUAGGACCACGACCGACCCAGCUGUCAGUCAUCCAAACCCCACAGAGAGGAAUGAGGUGGCAUCUGCAGUAUCAUCAUCAUCAUCCUCCUAUGAGCUUUGAGUCUGACCUUCUCCAGGGUGGUGUGGGAGUAGAAGCCUGGGCAAGCAUGACCUUCACUGCAACCUUCUGAUCUCUAAAUGAGAUUAGAAUGAUUUCCCCCCCCCCCUGGCAUUUAACAACCAAAGUUUUUACAUGCAAAGUAUAUUAACUGGAAAAAAUAAAUUUAAUUUUAAACUACAGUAAGGGGUGUCAGUGAUUGAGUGCCAGACUGAUGUUGCCUAAACUGUAAGCAGAGUUUAGCGGUGCAAGGGUGCCUUAAUCAAUGUUUGAAUGUUGGUUAGUUUACAUUAGCUUCACUGUGUGAUAGAACUUUGGUUGUUUUGGCAUAUUAUCCCACAGUGAUGCAUGUCUAGCUGCCUAUUCUG
Messenger RNA from Scleropages formosus (Asian bonytongue), 2979 nucleotides. RefSeq names its product HPS6 biogenesis of lysosomal organelles complex 2 subunit 3 (gene hps6). NCBI's taxonomy places the organism in Eukaryota, Metazoa, Chordata, Actinopteri, Osteoglossiformes, Osteoglossidae. The transcript is spliced from 2 exons. Gene Ontology annotation, cellular component: BLOC-2 complex; lysosomal membrane. Gene Ontology annotation, biological process: lysosome localization; protein localization to membrane; organelle organization. The record is from RefSeq and is a predicted model, not a curated record. The coding region runs from base 62 to 2614 and encodes 850 amino acids.